Candidozyma auris is the source of this 2178-nucleotide messenger RNA. RefSeq names its product medium-chain fatty acid-CoA ligase FAA2 (gene FAA21). Gene Ontology annotation, molecular function: long-chain fatty acid-CoA ligase activity. The transcript has a single exon. The record is from RefSeq and is a predicted model, not a curated record. Gene Ontology annotation, cellular component: endoplasmic reticulum; membrane. The coding region runs from base 1 to 2178 and encodes 725 amino acids. Lineage: Eukaryota; Fungi; Ascomycota; Pichiomycetes; Serinales; Metschnikowiaceae. Gene Ontology annotation, biological process: long-chain fatty acid metabolic process.
AUGAUCUCGCUACUUCCAAUCGCACCGCAAAGUAUAAUGGAUCACAUUAGGAGCAUUAUUCCGUUGGAUGCAAAUCUAUUCAAGGAUGCGGUUCCCCUUCCAAAUACUAAGGAGCCUGGGUACUCCGCCAUUUACAGAAACAAGGCAUCUGUUAACGGCUUGAUCAAUUUGCCCCAUCCUGCUCUCACAACUUUGUACGAGACGUACGAAUGUUCCGCCACGGUCUAUGCUAAUAGGAAGGCCAUAGGUGUGCGCAAGAAGCAGGCAGACGGUCUGUUUGGCCCCUACGAAUGGGAAACUUACGCUCAAGUAUCAAACAGAAAGAGAAACUUUGGAUCAGGCAUUCUUUAUUCGUUGAAAAACAAUAAAUUCAAAACUCAGUCCGAAGCUCAUUUGAAGAUUGACAAUCACCACAAGGUGGUUGCAAAAGGUGAGAUGUCCUUUGUUCUCUCCCAAUUCUCCCACAAUAGAAAGGAGUGGCUCCUCUCCGACUUAGGAUGUGUAAACUUUUCAAUCACAAACACAUGCUUGUAUGAUACCUUGGGACCAGAGACCUCGAAGUACAUCUUGGCAUUGACUGAGUCACCAGUGGUGGUGUGCUCGAAGGAUAAGCUUGAGCGCUUGAUCAACCUCAAAAAAGAUAACCCAGAAGAUUUAGCAAAUUUGAUUUCUCUUGUGUCCAUGGAUCCUCUCGAUGCUCUGGAGUCUGCGCGUCUCAAAAGCCAAGCAGAAGCGCAGAACAUUGAAUUGACUGAAUUUGUUGAAAUUGAGAGACUUGGCGAAGCCAAUUUGAUUCCGGAUAUUCCGCCUACUCCCCUGACCGUAUAUACCAUCUCAUUUACUUCGGGUACCACUUCAAAUCCAAAGGGUGUGGUGUUAACGAAUCGAAACGCUGUAUCGGCGCUAACAUUCUGUUUGAGCAGCGUAAAGACCAGGAAUUUGAAUCCUCGGGCUUAUAGCUUCUUACCGCUUGCUCACAUCUUUGAAAGAAUGACGAACCAAGCUGCAUUUAUGAUGGGCGCUGAGAUAGGUAUGCCUCAAUCACCUUCACCUUUGACUCUUCUCGACGAUGUGAUGCAAUUGAAGCCAAAUGCUCUCAGCUUGGUUCCUAGAGUUUUGACCAAACUUGAGGCUGCACUCAAAGCACAGACUAUCAGGAAUGAAGAGAAACCUAUGUUGCGUCGUUUGUUCACAAAUGCAAUCAAUACCAAAAUCGAAAGGCAAGCUUCUGAAGAUGGCGCCGAUGGCUCUCAUCUCAUCUAUGAUCGCUUGAUUGCCGUUCUUCGCAAGAAGAUUGGCUUUGACAAUGUCACCAAUAUUGCCACAGGUUCUGCCCCCAUAUCACCGGAAACAGUGAAGUUCUUGAAAGCAGCACUUAACACAGGUGUCUCGCAAGGCUAUGGCUUAACAGAAUCCUUUGCUGGCGUUAGCAGUUCGCUUCAAUUUGAAGCCGUUCCAGGAUCCUGUGGAGCUAUAUGUGUCACUACUGAAAUGAGACUCAAGGAUCUUCCAGAAAUGGGCUAUACUGCUGAUGACUCGAUUGGCCCUCGCGGAGAGUUGUUGCUUAGGGGUCCACAAAUCUUUACUGAGUACUAUAAGAAUCCUGAAGAGACUAGAAAAGCUUUAGACGACGAAGGCUGGUUUCACACAGGCGAUGUUGCUCGUUUAAAUCCAGAAAAUGGCAGAAUCUACAUCAUAGACAGAGUCAAGAACUUUUUUAAGUUGGCCCAAGGCGAAUACAUCACACCGGAGAAGAUAGAAAAUACUUACCUUUCAUGUUUUCCCUUGACGACACUGUUCUAUGCACACGGCGAUUCUCUCAAAACUUACCUAGUUGGCAUCGUUGGUGUAGAUCCAGUGGCUAUCAAGACUUGGUUGGCAUCGAGAUUUGGUUACAAUGAGAAUGAGCUUGAAGAUAGCAAUAAACUUGUUGAAAUUAUGAACAAGAAAGAAGUGAAGACUAAAUUCUUGAUCGAGGCAAAUGCAUCAGUAUCCAAGUUGUUGCAUGGGUUAGAGAAGUUGCAUAAUAUUGAAAUUGGAAUUGACCCAUUGCGGGUCGAGGAUGGUGUGGUUACACCAACUUUCAAGAUAAAGAGAGCGAAUUGUUUUGCUUUCUUUAAAGAACGCUUAGAGAAGCUCUACGAGGAGGGCUCGUUGAUAAGAAACGAACGCUUGUAG